Lucilia cuprina (Australian sheep blowfly) is the source of this 712-nucleotide messenger RNA. RefSeq lists its product as uncharacterized. Bases 299 to 712 code for a protein of 137 amino acids. NCBI's taxonomy places the organism in Eukaryota, Metazoa, Arthropoda, Insecta, Diptera, Calliphoridae. The record is from RefSeq and is a predicted model, not a curated record. The transcript is spliced from 3 exons.
UUUAAAUAUAAUUAUUAUUCUUCUUGCCGAAUAAAUAAAUAAAUUAUCCCAUAAACAAAACACUAAAAUUUGGCAGAACACUAAGAAUCCUGUCUCCAGUUUACUACGCAGAAGUAAUACGCAUUUGCCAAUCAUCCAUAUAAAUCCUUCGGCUGCAUAUUGUUCUUUAAAAAAUGUUGAACAAAAUUUAGUGUUCAUUUGAAACGUAAUAGUAAAAGUUCUAUUUAUAUAGAAUAUUUAUCUCUUGUUUAAAAAAAAUAUAAAUUAGUAAUAGAAAAAUUUUAAUUAAUAACACAAAAUGAAGUGUUGUAGUCGAUCUACGUUGGGUGUAAUUAUAGGCGCUUUAAAUAUUUUCGGUUUUACCGUUGCUAUAAUUUAUAUUAUAACGCUAUUGGGAGGUAUCGGAAGCUUAUCGGAAGAAGAAAAACAAGAAAAUGAGGAUAUUCUAACAGUAUCCAGUACACUACUUUAUAUACUUUUGAUAUUUUGCGUUGUUUCAUUUGUAACAUCGGUACUGCUUGUACUGGGUAUAUUUAAGGAAAAUCAUACUUUUAUGAAACCCUGGAUCUGUAGCGCCAUAAUUGGUAUAGCUUUCUAUAUAUUGCGUUUAGUUAUAGCGGUUUUUGUUGGCUUUACAACUGGCAAAUCGUUUGGAGGAAUAUUAGCAGAUCUAGUAGUUGGUCUUUUAACUUUAGGUAAGUUGAAAUUGUAA